This is a messenger RNA of Oncorhynchus nerka (sockeye salmon), 5700 nucleotides long. It is a transcript of the gene dapk2b, whose product is annotated as death-associated protein kinase 2b. Gene Ontology annotation, molecular function: ATP binding; protein serine/threonine kinase activity. Gene Ontology annotation, biological process: positive regulation of apoptotic process; protein phosphorylation; intracellular signal transduction. NCBI's taxonomy places the organism in Eukaryota, Metazoa, Chordata, Actinopteri, Salmoniformes, Salmonidae. Bases 260 to 1360 code for a protein of 366 amino acids. The record is from RefSeq and is a predicted model, not a curated record. Gene Ontology annotation, cellular component: nucleus; cytoplasm. The transcript has 13 exons.
AUUUUCAGACUUGUACAUGUGUGUCUGCUUGGAGCGACAGACCAGUGUGUGUCUGUGCUUGGAGGGGACAGUCACAGCACACUGAAAACACUGCAGUCAAGAGUCACAGACAGGAGUAGUAUGACUUACUACAGCAAUAAGACCAGCUAUUUACUUUGAUAUCAUUAUAAGAACUGAACGGGCAAUUCUCUCUCGUUGUGUCACUCAGACUGAAGACAGAGAUACAUGUUUAUCGUUUACGAGGACGUAUCGACCCUCAAUGAGGACAUUGGGCAUGGCCGUUUUCAAGCAACAGAGAGUAGAGGACUUCUAUGAGAUUGGUGAAGAGCUGGGGAGUGGCCAGUUUGCCAUCGUGAAGCGUGUCCGGGACAAGUGCUCGGGUCUGGAGUAUGCUGCCAAGUUCGUGAAGAAGUGUCAGAGCCGGGCCAGCAGGAGGGGAGUGAGGAGGGAAGACAUAGAGAGAGAGGUGGACAUCCUACAGCUGGUCACACAUCCCAACAUUGUAGCGUUGCAUGAUGUCUACGAGACCCGCACUGACGUGGUGCUCAUACUGGAACUGGUGUCUGGAGGAGAGCUGUUUGACUUCCUGGCUCAGAAGGAGUCUCUGAGCGAAGAGGAAGCUACCCAGUUCAUCAAACAGAUCCUGAACGGAGUCCAGUUCCUCCAUGGCAAGAGGAUUGCACACUUUGACCUCAAGCCUGAGAACAUCAUGCUGUUGGAUAAGAAUGUUGAUGUGCCGCGCAUCAAGCUCAUAGACUUUGGUCUGGCUCAUAAGAUGGAUCAGGUUGGGACGGACUUUAAAAAGAUCUUUGGAACACCUGAAUUUGUGGCUCCAGAAGUCGUCAACUAUGAGCCUCUGGGUUUAGAAGCAGACAUGUGGAGCAUCGGAGUCAUCACCUACAUACUUUUGAGUGGAGCGUCGCCGUUCCUUGGCGACUCGAAGCAGGAGACUCUAGGGAACAUCUCAGCCGUAGCCUACGAGUUCGACGACGAGUUGUUCAGCAGGACCAGUGAGCUGGCCAAAAGCUUUAUACGACAACUACUGGAGAAAGACACCAGAAAACGGUUGACAAUCCAUGGUGCUCUGAACCAUCCCUGGAUACAGCCGUUGGACUCCAGACAGGCCCUGGUAAAGAGACAGUCUGUGGUCAACCUGGAGAACUUCAGGAGACAAUACGCUCGACGCAGGUGGAAGCUUUCCUUCAGAAUUGUGUCUCUCUGUAACCAUUUAACUCGUAUGAUGAAGAAAGGUCAUCCCAAGCUGGCAGCCCAGGACGAGAGGGACUGUGAGAGCGACCAGGAGACGGAGAUGAUCAUGAAGAAAAGACCCAGAACCAGGAAGAGAAGCAACACUUCCUGAAACCUGCCUAUCUUUUCUGAUUUGUUGAAUGUGUGUCUGUAGCACACAUGAUUGGUCCAAAAGCAGCCACAGAGACUAAUUCAAAAACUGCUGUCCAUACAAUGUCUUUUAUAUGUUGCACAGCAUUCUAAAAACACAUUUUCUGGGGCGAUAGAUGAAACACGUUGAUAGUGUUUCCUAUGGAGGGAUUUCUGCGCCAACAGAAAUGGUAUUUGAAUCCCUGCCUUCUGUAAAGCUAUCUAGAUUGUAGAAAUGUACAUGUGAUAGGGGACAGGUUAGGGUUACAGGUUAGGAUAGGGGACAGGAUAGGGGACAGGAUAGGGUACAGGAUAGGGUACAGGUUAGGGUAUAGGUUAGGAUAGGGGACAGGAUAGGGUACAGGAUAGGGGACAGGUUAGGGUACAGGAUAGGGGACAGGAUAGGGGACAGGAUAGGGUACAGGUUAGGGUACAGGUUAGGAUAGGGUACAGGUUAGGGUACAGGUUAGGCUACAGGUUAGGAUAGGGUACAGGUUAGGGUUACAGGUUAGGAUAGGGGACAGGAUAGGGUACAGGUUAGGAAAGGGGACAGGAUAGGGUACAGGUUAGGAUAGGGUACAGGUUAGGAUUGGGUACAGGUUAGGGUUACAGGUUAGGAUAGGGUACAGGUUAGGGUUACAGGUUAGGAUAGGGGACAGGGUAGGGUACAGGUUAGGGUACAGGAUAGGGUACAGGUUAGGAUAGGGGACAGGUUAGGGUACAGGAUAGGGGACAGGAUAGGGGACAGGAUAGGGUACAGGUUAUGGUACAGGUUAGGAUAGGGUACAGGUUAGGGUACAGGUUAGGAUAGGGGACAGGAUAGGGUACAGGUUAGGAAAGGGGACAGGAUAGGGUACAGGUUAGGGUACAGGUUAGGAUAGGGUACAGGUUAGGGUACAGGUUAGGAUUGGGUACAGGUUAGGGUUACAGGUUAGGAUAGGGUACAGGAUAGGGGACAGGGUAGGGUACAGGUUAGGAUAGGGGACAGGGUAGGGUACAGGUUAGGAUAGGGUACAGGUUAGGGUUACAGGUUAGGAUAGGGUACAGGUUAGGAUAGGGUACAGGUUAGGGUUACAGGUUAGGAUAGGGUACAGAUUAGGGUUACAGGUUAGGAUAGGGUACAGGUUAGGGUUACAGGUUAGGAGAGGGUACAGGUUAGGAUAGGGUACAGGUUAGGGUUACAGGUUAGGAUAGGGUACAGGUUAGGAUAGGGUACAGGUUAGAGUUACAGGUUAGGAUAGGGGACAGGGUAGGGUACAGGUUAGGAUAAGGGACAGGUUAGGGUUAUAGUGGACAGGUUAGGGUUAUAGUGAACAGGUUAGGGUUAUAGUGGACAGGUUAGGGUUACAGUGGACAGGUUAGGGUUACAGGUUAGGAUAGGGGACAGGUUAGGGUUACAGUGGACAGGUUAGGGUUAUAGUGGACAGGUUAGGCUUACAGGUUAGGAUAGGGGACAGGUUAGGGUUACAGUGGACAGGUUAGGGUUAGGGUUACAGUGGACAGGUUAGGAUUACAGUGGACAGGUUAGGAUAGGGGACAGGUUAGGGUUACAGUGGACAGGUUAGGGUUACAGUGGACAGGUUAGGGUUAUAGUGGACAGGUUGGGGUUACAGUGGACAGGUUAGGGUUACAGUGGACAGGUUAGGGUUACAGUGGACAGGUUGGGGUUACAGUGGACUGGUUGGGGUUACAGUGGACAGGUUAGGGUUACAGUGGACAGGUUAGGGUUAUAGUGGACAGGUUAGGGUUACAGUGGACAGGUUAGGGUUAAAGUGGACAGGUUGGGGUUACAGUAGACAGGUUAGGGUUACAGUGGACAGGUUAGGGUUACAGUGGACAGGUUGGGUUACAGUGGACAGGUUAGGGUUACAGUGGACAGGUUAGGGUUACAGUGGACAGGUUGGGUUUACAGUGGACAGGUUAGGGUUACAGUGGACAGGUUAGGGUUACAGGUUAGGAUAGGGGACAGGUUAGGGUUACAGUGGACAGGUUAGGGUUACAGUGGACAGGUUAGGGUUACAGUGGACAGGUUAGGGUUACAGUGGACAGGUUAGGGUUACAGUGGACAGGUUACAGUGGACAGGUUAGGGUUAUAGUGGACAUGUUAGGGUUAUAGUGGACAGGUUAGGGUUAGGGUUACAGUGGACAGGUUAGGGUUACAGUGGACAUGUUAGGUUUACAGUGGACAGGUUAUGGUUACAGUGGACAGGUUAGGGUUACAGUGGACAGGUUAGGGUUACAGUGGACCUGUUAGGGUUACAGUGGACAGGUUAGGGUUACAGUGGACAGGUUAGGUUUACAGUGGACAGGUUAGGGUUACAGUGGACAGGUUAGGGUUACAGUGGACAGGUUAGGGUUACAGUGAACAGGUUGGGGUUACAGUGGACAGGUUAGGGUUAGGGUUACAGUGGACAGGUUAGGGUUACAGUGGACAGGUUAGGGUUACAGUGAACAGGUUAGGGUUAGGGUAAUAGUGGACAGGUUAGGGUUACAGUGGACAGGUUAGGGUUAUAGUGGACAGGUUAGGGUUACAGUGGACAGGUUAGGGUUACAGUGGACAGGUUAGGGUUAGGGUUACAGUGGACAGGUUAGGGUUAGGGUUACAGUGGACAGGUUAGGGUUACAGUGGACAGGUUAGGGUAUAUGUUGGGGUGCAGGUUAGGGUUACAGUGGACAGGUUAGGGUUACAGUGGACAGGUUAGGGUUACAGUGGACAGGUUAGGGUUACAGUGGACAGGUUAGGGUUACAGUGGACAGGUUAGGGUAUAUGUUGGGGUGCAGGUUAGGGUUACAGUGGACAGGUUAGGGUUACAGUGGACAGGUCAGGGUUACAGUGGACAGGUUAGGGUUACAGUGGACAGGUUAGGGUUACAGUGGACAGGUUAGGGUAUAUGUUGGGGUGCAGGUUAGGGUUACAGUGGACAGGUUAGGGUUACAGUGGACAGGUUAGGGUUACAGUGGACAGGUUAGGGUUACAGUGGACAGGUUAGGGUUACAGUGGACAGGUUAGGGUUACAGUGGACAGGUUAGGGUUACAGUGGACAGGUUAGGGUAUAUGUUGGGGUGCAGGUUAGGGUUACAGUGGACAGGUUAGGGUAUAUGUUGGGGUGCAGGUUAGGGUUACAGUGGACAGGUUAGGGUUACAGUGGACAGGUUAGGGUUACAGUGGACAGGUUGGGGUUACAGUAGACAGGUUAGGGUUACAGUGGACAGGUUGGGGUUACAGUAGACAGGUUAGGGUUACAGUGGACAGGUUAGGGUUACAGUGGACAGGUUAGGGUUACAGUGGACAGGUUAGGGUUACAGUGGACAGGUUAGGGUUACAGUGGACAGGUUAGGGUUACAGUGGACAGGUUAGGGUGGACAGUGGACAGGUUAGGGUUACAGUGGACAGGUUAGGGUAUAUGUUGGGGUGCAGGUUAGGGUUACAGUGGACAGGUUAGGGUUACAGUGGACAGGUUAGGGUUACAGUGGACAGGUUAGGGUUACAGUGGACAGGUUAGGGUUACAGUGGACAGGUUAGGGUUACAGUGGACAGGUUAGGGUAUAUGUUGGGGUGCAGGUUAGGGUUACAGUGGACAGGUUAGGGUUACAGUGGACAGGUUAGGGUUACAGUGGACAGGUUAGGGUUACAGUGGACAGGUUAGGGUUACAGUGGACAGGUUAGGGUUACAGUGGACAGGUUAGGGUAUAUGUUGGGGUGCAGGUUAGGGUUACAGUGGACAGGUUAGGGUAUAUGUUGGGGUGCAGGUUAGGGUUACAGUGGACAGGUUAGGGUUACAGUGGACAGGUUAGGGUUACAGUGGACAGGUUGGGGUUACAGUAGACAGGUUAGGGUUACAGUGGACAGGUUAGGGUUACAGUGGACAGGUUAGGGUAUAUGUUGGGGUGCAGGUUAGGGUUACAGUGGACAGGUUAGGGUUACAGUGGACAGGUUAGGGUUACAGUGGACAGGUUGGGGUUACAGUAGACAGGUUAGGGUUACAGUGGACAGGUUAGGGUUACAGUGGACAGGUUAGGGUUACAGUGGACAGGUUAGGGUUAUGUGGACAGGUUAGGGUAUAUGUUGGGGUGCAGGUUAGGGUUACAGUGGACAGGUUAGGGUUACAGUGGACAGGUUAGGGUUACAGUGGACAGGUUAGGGUUACAGUGGACAGGUUAGGGUUACAGUGGACAGGUUAGGGUUACAGUGGACAGGUUAGGGUUACAGUGGACAGGUUAGGUUUACAGUGGACAGGUUAGGGUUACAGUGGACAGGUUAGGGUUACAGUGGACAGGUUAGGGUUACAGUGGACAGGUUAGGGUUAUGUUGGACAGGUUAGG